Molecule: messenger RNA, 4010 nt
Organism: Phyllopteryx taeniolatus (common seadragon)
Lineage: Eukaryota; Metazoa; Chordata; Actinopteri; Syngnathiformes; Syngnathidae
Exons: 11
Coding region: 1276-3576 (766 amino acids)
Source: RefSeq, a predicted model, not a curated record
GGGUUCAAUCCCCGGCCCCGCCUGUGUGGAGUUUGCAUGUUCUCCCCGUGCCUGCGUGGGUUUUCGCCGGGCACUCCGGUUUCCUCCCACAUCCCAAAAGCAUGCAUUAAUUGGAGACUCUAAAUUGCCCGUUAGGUGUGACUGUGAGUGCAAAUGGUUGUUUGUUUGUAUGUGCCCUGCGAUUGGCUGGCAACCAGUUCAGGGUGUACCCCGCCUCCUGCCCGAUGACAGCUGGGAUAGGCUGCAGCAUGCCCGCGACCCUAGUGAGGAGAAGCGGCUCAGAAAAUGGAUGGAUGGAUAUAUAUAUAUAAGAUGCAUAACAAAUAUUAGUGUAGUUAAUACUUGUUUAUUGCUGCAUUUAACUUAAAACUUAUAUUCAGUGAGCCAGUGAGUAAGUGUAUUCAAUCUAAUAACCUUGGUGUAUUGUGUUUCCGGAAUGUUUGUUAACUCGUGUCAGUGAGUGAACUGAUGGAACUGAAUCAUCCAAGUUUGCUAACUCGAGUCAGAAAUAAUCAAACUAGAGCCAAAGAAUCAAAUAGUACGUGGCCCAAGUGUUUCUGGUGAGUCCACUAACUUGAGUCGAGAGUGUUUUCAUUGAGUCUUCUAACUCAAGUCAUUGAGUUAGUGCAUUCCACUUAAUCCCUGAGUCAAACUAACUUGAAAUCAUCCCUCUGCUGUGUUUCAUGUGAGUCUUCUAACUUCUGUUCAGUGAGUGGACCGUUUCAACUGAGUCAUCUGAGCCAACUAACUCGUGGCAGUGAGCAAAAUCAUUCAAGUCCUAUUUUAUGUUGAGUUUUCUAACUCAAGUCAGUGUGUAAACUGAUAAAUCUAAAUCCCAGAGUCCAUUAUCCGAGUCAGUAAAGAAAAUCAUACGAGUCUGCAGUGUUUCUGUUGAUUCCGCUAACUCCAGUCAGUGAGUCAGCUAAUUCCUUGGAAUCAGUGAAACGAAUAAUCUGAGUCCGAAGUUUUUUUGUUGAGUCUUCUAACUCCAGUCAGAGAAUGAGCUACUUCCACUGAAUCUCCUAACUUGAGUCAGUGAUUGUCCCGAUUCAACAAGUUUUCUGAGUCUGCAAUGUUUCCGGUGAGUUUGCUGAUUGAGUCGGUGCAUGAACAGAAUCAUCUGAGUACCCAAUGUUUCUGGUUUGUCCAAUAACUCAUGUCAGUGACUGAACCGAAAAAAAGGGAAUCUUCUCAGUCUGCUGUGUUUUGCUUGAGCCUAACUGAGUAAGUGAACUGAAUCAUGUGAGUCGUUGUGUAUUUAGAUCAGCUGCCAGGAUGUCGUCCCGAUGCCCAAAUGAGUUGUGUGUGAUAUGCGGAGUAGCUCUUCAGGGCAACCAAAGGCGUUGGUUGUUUGGGGGCCAACACAAGAAGCUUAUUCGGCCUCAGACCCCCAUAAGGUCCCUGAGAGGAGGAAGCCUGUCAGGGUCCUCGCCAAGCACUCCCUGGGGCAGUAUGUCCUCUCUGUGCUCGUCAUCUUCUCUGUCCAAGUCCCAGCUGUCCCUCAGCUCUCCAUCCAAAUCCUUGGACCUCCUUUCGAUUCUGACGCAUAUCCUGGGAGGACCGGUGUCUCGCGGCGUCAGCCGCGGGGAGUUCACGUGCGGCAAGUGCAGCGGAGUCCUGGAGCGCGUCUUCAGGUUCGACACGGUCAUCGCCAGGGUGAGGGCGCUGUCCUCGGAGAGGCUCAACAAGCUGACCCAUGAGCGAGACCGCGUCCGGCGUUGGGUGCGAAGCAACUACGUCCGGAGGCACCCUCGGGAGCAGAACGAGGAAGAGGAAGCGGGAGGAGACCAGGACAAGGAUGACUACAGAGACAUGCUGAAGGACAACAUGGCUCUGGCAGAGUACGAGUGCUGGUCGGACAAGUGGGACAUGUGCCCGUACUUUAUACGAACAGGUAAAAGGUGCCAAAAGGGUCAAAACUGCGAAGGCUGCGACUCUUUGCGCGUAUCCGACUCGGAUUACGAGUCGGUGUGCGGCGUACCUCGCCGAAUGCCAUAUCAGCCCUUCUCUCCUCUGCCUCUGUCGCGGGACAAAUCCCAGAGCAUGCCACUCCACUGGUACCGAAUCCCGUCCACCUGCUCCAGUCCUGGCUCGCUGGCGGCAUCCACCUUCUCCCUGCGGACCCCAUCCCUCCAGUCUCUGGACUCCCUGGACGGCUGCGACCCGUCGGACUCGCCCGGCUACCGGUCGAUCAGUUCGGUCCUCAGGGAGAUCCGACGUCUAAGAGGGAGGCCGGUCAGCUCGCCGGUGGGGAGCAGGAUUCCCGUCCUGGCUGGGAGGAACAAGAGAAGAAGUUCUAGUGAGAUGACGUCACCUGUGGUAAACAGGAACUUGAGCUUUGAGGAGAAUGGCGGUCACCACACUGGAGAGGAGGAGGAUGACGAUGUUCUGAUGGAGAUGAAGGAUGAGUUCUUGCCUCUGCAUCAGCAGAGUGCCUCCCGCAGGCUCCAUCAGGUGGUCAGGCACUUGCGAGGGCAGCUUGAUCAGGCCGAGGCCCGGGUCAGGACCCUGGAGGCCCACCUGAAACCCGGGAUACCCCAGGAUGAUGAUGCUACCAAGGAUUGGACGCAUAUUGUGCGUAAGGAGGACUGUGCCUCCCUACUGCCUGGCCUGGCUCGUUCCCUGCACAGUCGGGAUCGGCUCAUCCAGGAGUGCAUGAGUGUGAUCAGGAGAGUUUGUUUGGAGGGAGGAGGAAAAAGCCAGCUUGCAGACGAGAUCGCCAACAAACUCAGCGAGAACCUGAAAGAAAUUGUCAGCGACAACAAGGGUGCCUUGGAGAGUUUGGUGCAUGAGUUGGUCGAGAAAGAAAGGCGUCUGGAAGAAGAGGUGGCUUCCUUGAGGAAGGCAGCAGGAGACCGCGAGAAAGAUCUGGACACGCUCAACAUGGUGCUGCAGUGCAACCAGGACAUCAUUGACGACCUGCGCGCGGCACUGGGUGAGAAACAGCGCCUCCUCCAGGAGCUGGAGACUGAGAGGGAGGUAUGGAGGCAGAGGGACCGGGCCCUCGCUGCCACCAUGCGAGAGAAGGACGAACUGGUCCGCGUCCUCAAGGUGGAGCUGGAGAGCAGUAUGAAAGAUGUUCAGGCUCUCUCAGACUCUGUGAUUGGCCAAGGCUUGUUGGGGGGCGGGGCCGAGGCCUCCCUGGCCUCCCAGCUUCAGGAGAAGCAGAGCCACCUGGCCGCCUUGUUGGAGGAGAGAGAGACACAGAGCGCCACCUUGUGCCAGGAGGUCACCAAACUCACCGCCGCCCUGCAGGAGUACCAGAACGUCGUUCAGAGUCAGCAGGAGAGCUACGAACGGACGACGUCCUCUCUAACGGCUCGACUGACGGACGCUAGGCGGGCGCUGCGCAACGAAGAGCGGCGCAGGAAAGAGGCCGAGAGAACGGGACACAACCAGCGAGAGGAUGGUGAGAGGGCCGAGAGGAAGCUGAGAGACAGUCUGGAGAAGAGGGACCAACUCAUACAGCAAAUCCUCCAAGACGCUGAGGAGCGUGACCGUCAGUUGGAGGAACUUCAGCACAACUUGCAGAAGAGACGUGACGAGUACGUGUCUGCCGUCAAACACGCUCUGUGAGCGGUGUGGAAAUGAACCACCUUGCACUUUUAGAGCGGUACUACUUGUUGUAGCGGGUAUUUAGUUCUAUUUAUCUCUACAGGUUUGCACUUUUACCUGCCAGGUUCUGGUACGGCAUGUAGAUAGUAUGGAUGUCUCAGACCUCGAAAAUCAGCCAAUAUGGAGACGCUUAAUUUAGAAAAUUAGCAAAUCACUGUUAUUUAAUGUUCAUACUACUUUCUUUGGAAGGCCGUGUGUUAAAUCGGCUUUUUUGUUUUGUUUGGAGUUAUGCACCAAAAGGAUCUUUUUAAAGAGCUACUUUGGUCCUUUGCUUUUAUAAUUGGCAUGUUUCUGUGUCUUUUGUUUUUCAAUGUUCCUUCUUGAAUGAAUGUAAUGUCUGGGAAGUUAGUGUAUUUUUUUUAGUUCAAGAGAAUUAAACGCUCUGAUCCAAAUGG